AUGGUCACCGGCCCCCUGCGCAAUCACUCCAACAUCGGCCCUAUAUCAAGUGGCGCCGUUGUGCUUCUGCUCGUAUCGCUCGUCUCGCUCGCCGCCGGCGCUCCACAAAUAAAUGCUCAGAAAACAACCUCGCUGCUGGUAGACGAGGAGCCGGACCCCGAACAUAUAGGGGCCCAACAGGCCCCGCGCUCCAUCAACGUCAUCACCAUCCAGAAGGAGCCGGCCAUUUCCGGUGCCCGCGUCGAGGCGCUAACCACCGAACAUGAACCGGUUUUCCUGGGACACACCGCUCGAGGCGAGAGCAUCGUGGUGCCCGACUCCCUCAUCCAGUACAGCCUCUACGGCUUUUGGCUUGACGAAGUGCUCGAGAUCGGCUUCACCACCAAGACCUGCAUCGAGCCGGAGUACUCUUUCGACCGCGAGGUAUUCGGCUAUCAGAGCGACAAGCGAAUCACGCUGCACGCCAGUUUUGGAAGCCAUGACCGCGAGCUGCGCCUGUGCGUCAAACACCGCCCCAAGGACAGGGUCACCAAGCCCGAAUUCGACGAGGUCGCCGAGGCGCGCACCUGGAUCUCGACGCUGCCCGCCCCGAGAAAAUAUUAUUUUCCCUUUCCCGUUCAGAUGAACGCGAAAGACGAAAACGGACUCCCCGACGAGCUGCGCAUUGCCGUGGGCGCCAUGGAGAUUUCGGACAAGACCGUGUCGGACGUGAUGACCAGGAUUGAUGACGUGUUCAUGCUCCACAACGACACCGUGCUCAACACGAAGGCCGUGGCCGAAAUUUUGAGGAUGGGCUAUACGAGGAUCCCGAUUUAUUCUGGGGAUCGCAAUAAUGUGGUCUCUCUCCUCUUUGUGAAAGAUCUCGCCCUCCUCGACCCUGACGACAACUUUACGAUACAAAUGGUCACCAGCUAUCACAAGCACCCGCUGCGUUUCGUGAUGGAGGACACGCCGCUGAGGAUCAUGUUGGAGGAGUUCAAGAGGGGCGACUACCAUCUGGCCAUGGUGCAGCGCGUAGUCGAAAAGGACGAAAAGGACCCAACCUACGACCUUGUCGGCGUCGUCACCCUUGAGGAUAUCGUCGAGGAGAUUCUGCAGGCCGAGAUCGUCGACGAGACGGACGCCGUCACCGACAACGUCUUCAAGCAUCGCCGUCGCGGAGCACAGGCGACCGACUUGAGCUACCUGUGCUCGAAUGAGGAGCCGUCGAAGCUGUCCGUCCAGAUGCAGCUCGUCACCAUGCAGUGGCUGACAACGAACCACGCGCUCGCCUUCUCGUCGGAGGUGAUAGCCUCGCCGGUGCUGGAGAAGCUCAUCCGCCAACAAGUUCGACGGGUGGAACUAUCGCACCUUCCCGACAUGUACGACCCGAAGGCCGUCAUCCCGCGCACCGCCAAGAUCUUCACCAAGGGCGAGUUCAGCGACCGUUUCGUGCUCAUCCUCGAGGGACGCGCGCUCGUUACCAUUGGACAGGACCAAAUGACGUUCGAAGCCGGGCCGUGGCACGCGUUCGGCACCGAAUUGCUCGAGCGACUGUGCGAUCAUGUCGUGGCGGAGAGCAAGCGUCCGUUGAACGGUAGCCGUUGCUCCCUGACCGAUCGCCCCGAGCAGAAGGACCGCAAGAUCGGCUUCACCCCGGAUUAUUCGGUGGUCGUCCGCGACGAUUGCACAUUCCUCGAGAUCUCUGCCAACCACUACGAGCUCGCCUACAAGACGUCACAGAUCUCCAAGACCACUGCAAGAAUCUCUGUGGGCGAGGGCCCGACCUCGAACAUCAUCCGCGGGCCGCUGAUGACGGACAGGACGGGCAGCCAGAGCAGCGUCAGCAAGGGGUGCAGCGCUAGAGAUCUGGAUCCGGUGGAACGAGUGAAGAGGAAUGGAGGGGGAAAGAUACGAUCUUCUAGUGAAAGUGAACAGACGGAGCUGCUCCCUCGCUGUGAUUUCCUGUCCCCUCGCGAUGGGUCGCUGUUCUCCGAGGAAUCCGGCCUGUCCGAUGCA
Molecule: messenger RNA, 1998 nt
Organism: Mesorhabditis spiculigera
Lineage: Eukaryota; Metazoa; Nematoda; Chromadorea; Rhabditida; Rhabditidae
Source: the annotation of a GenBank genome assembly